Molecule: messenger RNA, 1543 nt
Organism: Acyrthosiphon pisum (pea aphid)
Lineage: Eukaryota; Metazoa; Arthropoda; Insecta; Hemiptera; Aphididae
Product: remodeling and spacing factor 1
Exons: 5
Coding region: 152-1150 (332 amino acids)
Biological process (GO): negative regulation of DNA-templated transcription
Cellular component (GO): RSF complex
Molecular function (GO): histone binding
Source: RefSeq, a predicted model, not a curated record
GGGAUAUCAAAAUGGUGGCGGACGUAUUCGUGAUAGGUAUUUUGUUUUGUUUUUUAUUUAUGUUUUGAUUUUGGUUCGCGAAAAUUCAAAUUCUUCAUUCAGAGUCCGAAACAAUGUAACGUCGUCACACGUUGGAUUGCCGAAUCCUAAAAUGACCGCUUCACCAGUGGCUGAGGCACAGGACGUAUGUGCAUCGGAUCCAAACUUUGCGGUUAUAUUUGCUUUCUGCGAACGGUUCGGAGACAGUUGUGGUGUUACUAUUCCUACGUUCCAAGAGCUACAAGAAAUGUUAGAGAAAACUACCGAAGUUCCAGAUGCAUUAGUUGAUUUACAUAUAAAGUUAUUGCGUAGAGUCAAAAAAAGUGUACAUGCAGAAAAAUGGGAAAGAGCAGUUUUAAAAUUCUGUCAAGAAUAUUCUAUACCAGAAUUUUGGGAAUUAGAACACUAUGGAUACAAAGGAAUUUCUGUAAAGCUAAAAUUAAGGAUUUUAAAAACUCUUUUUGAAGCGCAAUUUGAUAGUAAUGUCAAAUUUAAGUCUGAAGUUAAUAAAUUAGAGAGCUCUACACUUCAUUCUCAACCACUAGGUUGGGAUAGAUCAGGCGUAGCUUAUUGGGUCCAAUUUGACAGAGCAUGUAAUCUUCGAGUUUACAAAGAAGACAUUGAUGAAGACACUUGGGAAAUCGUGGCAAAAGACCGAAGCACCUUAGUUAAUCUUAUAAAUGAAUUAUCUGGAGAAAAAGACAACACUCUUGACGACAUUGAAGACAGUAAUAGUAUUGGAACUGGUUCAGAUGGUUCAGAUGGAUUAUCUUCAAAUCGGAAUUCAGAGGAGCCAUCUACUAUGUUAACAAACAGUGCUCCUAUUAUUGAAGAUAACAAAAAAGAAUUUAGUAAUACAGAAUCAACUAAUGUUGAAUUAGAAACAAAUGAAUUUGAUCCAAAAGAAAAUCUUCUUGAUAAACCUAAUAUUUAUAAAAGAAAAUUGAAAGAGGAUGACAAUACAUCAAAUAAAAUUAUUAUUCCUAUUGUUGGAGAAGAGAUUGAAGAAUCUGUGAUGAUUGUAAAAGGUGAAGGUUCUGGGCAGGAAUGUGAUACUGGCAAUCCUGAUGAAACAAAUACUCAAAAUGAUACAUCAAAAAUGAAGAUGUAAAAAAACCAAAAUUAUGGAGUAUUGAAGCUAUUUGUAGUUCAUCUAAAGAAGUCAAAGAAGAAAUAGUUUCUGUUCCUAAAACUGGUUUUUUUUUGGCGAUGAUUCUGUACCAUGUUUUAACAAUGUUUCUAAUGGAGAAAAUUCUUGUAUUGAUGACAAAAAAAUUAGAAGUGGUUUCAUCAAACAAAAAUAUCGAAGAAUAGGAAAAAAAAUAAAAACAUUAAUGAAGACCUAAAUAAAAAUAAAAAAACCGAUGAAGAAUCAAAAAAUAAAAAAACUGAUGAAGAAUCAAAUAGAAAUAAAACAUUGGACGAAGUUGAUAAUGCUAUACCACAUAGCAUCAAAUCUUUAAAUUUAAAUGAAUUUUCUUGUAAAAAUGCUUCAAAACAAUCA